This is a messenger RNA of Drosophila teissieri, 3464 nucleotides long. It is a transcript of the gene haf, whose product is annotated as leucine-rich repeat and fibronectin type-III domain-containing protein 3. The record is from RefSeq and is a predicted model, not a curated record. The coding region runs from base 466 to 3444 and encodes 992 amino acids. Gene Ontology annotation, molecular function: protein binding. Lineage: Eukaryota; Metazoa; Arthropoda; Insecta; Diptera; Drosophilidae. The transcript has 10 exons.
CCCAAGCGCUACGAACGUCGACGGAGUUUUUCCGGGAAAUCGCCAGAGGAAAAUCACGAUACGAAAUAAACCAAAUUUUAAAACCGCGCGCUAACUGAAAAAAGCAAAAAAAAAAGAUUCGAAUAUAAAACGGGGGAAAAUAAAAACGGAUAUAAAGGAAUUUCAAGCGUUUGGCAUUUUGUCAACCAGCAAAGGGCCAAGUGACGAGCAACAAAAAAUAAACGAAAAAAAAAUCGAGGGAGAGGCGCACAAGUGGCUGCAACAAAGGGGCACCGAACCACCGAACGCCCGCGACCUCUGACACCCCGAAAAAACAACAAAAUAUAAGAAUAUCUACCUUUUGGCCGGAAAACGCUUGUUUCAGCACGCGAGCAAGGGAGAGGGGACGACUGCGCGGGAGGGAGACAGGGACAGGAACAACAGCAACAAAAACAACACAACAAACAGCUCUAUGCCGGCACCAAGAUGAGACCAGGCCGAACGACAACAGCUUCACCAGCAGCGAGCACGCCCCUGCUGCUGCUCCUGCUACUGCCACUCAUCCUGGGCAGGCUCCACGUGGCCCACGCCCAGUGUCCUUGGCAGCGGGAUGUGCCCGACCUGCAGACGAGCUGCAUCUGCGCCUACAACCUGGGCAGGGAGCUAUCCGUGCAGUGCGAUCAGGUGGACUUUUCGCAACUGCUGGCUGCGAUGAACACCCACGCCCGCCUGAAGCCCGUGGAUUUGCUGUACGUGAACAACUCCACGAUCUCCGAGUUGCCCAAUGCCGUUUUCAGCAAUUUGAGCCUGCACAAUGUGCAGCUCUCCAGCUGCGGCAUCCAGAGCAUUGCGACGGGCGCCUUCAAGGGGCAGGAGUCGGUGCUGCGGAAUCUCAAUCUGCAGGACAAUCUGCUGGCCGACGUGCCAGUGGAGGCGCUCAAGGUGCUGGGCAAGCUGAACCUGCUGGAUUUGUCCAAAAAUCAGCUCACUCACAUUCCCGACGACGCCUUCGUGGGCCUGACCAAGCUCUCCACCCUCAAGCUCAACGAUAACAAUGUCACCCUGGCCAGCAACGCAUUCAGGGGCCUGGAGCAGAGCCUCAAGAACCUGAAUCUGAAGGGCACCAAGCAGCGAAAGGUGCCGGAAAGCAUCAGGGGUCUGAAGAGUCUGGCCUUCCUGGAUCUCUCCCAGAAUGGCAUCAAGGAACUGCCGGGAGCGGGCGGCAUUCGGGUGUUCGAUGGUCUGGACGCUCUCACGGCCCUGAAUCUGGAGCGGAAUCUCAUCCAGAGCAUUGGCGAAACGGCAUUUGCGGGCGUGCGAAAAACACUGAGCUCGCUGAGUUUGCUUAACAAUCUGCUGGCGGAAUUUCCCAUUGGCGCUGUGCACUCGCUGAAGGAGCUGCGUGUGCUGGACAUUGGCUUCAAUCUGCUGACCAGCCUGCCGGAGGCCGCCUUCCGGGGCAAUCCGGGCAUCACGCUGCUGGCCCUGGACGGAAAUCCACUGAGCAGCGUGCCCGAAGGCGCCUUCGCCCACCUGAAUGCCACACUCCGCGGACUCUCCCUCGGCGGCAGGUUCCUCCACUGCGACUGCAAGCUGCGCUGGGUGGCCGAGUGGAUUCGCAACGGCGACUUGCAGGUUACAUCGCGCGAACGGAAUCCCCAGUUCUGCGGCACCCCACCACGCUUCCGGGACCGAGGCUUCUACUCCAUUCAGCCGGAGGAGCUGAGCUGCCCGGACAUUGCCGAUGCGGCCCUCCGCGGACCCGUCGGCCUCGCCGAUAACCUGAAGCCCACCCUGCCAUCUUCACCCGACUCCGUGGAAUAUGAAACUGACACGGGCACCGGCACGGGUACAGUGGGCACUGGCACUGACACUGGCACUGGCACGGCAGCCUCGGCUCCGGUGACCAGCAGUGUGAGCAGCUCCACCUCGACAACGACACCCACAACAACCACGACGACAACCACAGCGGAGCCAACGACCAGGAGGAGCACGACUCGUCCGCCGACCAAGUCGACUACAACGAUAUCGGCCAGCACAGCCGCGCCAGCUGCCAGUGCGCCGGUGAAUGGAACGGGCACAGUUCAGGCCACCUCCAUCACGACGAGCAGCAGCUCCUCCUCCUCCUCCUCCACGUCCACGGCCACGGGUCACGGUAAUGGCAAGCAGGCGCCGGGCUGGCGCCAAGGAGUGACCAAUGGCAAUGGCAAUGGUGCGGGAGCAGGAGGCCUCCACAAGCCGCAGAGGCCACCACUGGUGCUGGGCUAUCCACCGCAGCGGGGCACUCGCAUCGACGAUGCCAACGAGGUGCAGGUGAAGCACGCGUUCCGCCAGGACAGCUCCGUGAUCAUCCAGUGGGACUCGGACACGGCGAACAUCCUGGGAUUCCGCGUGGUCUAUCGCCUGUUCGGCGAGAAGGCCUUCAAGCAGGGACCACCGCUGGAGUCCAGCGAGCGCGAGUUCAAGAUCAAGAAUGUCCCCGCCCAGGAGUGCAUCAUCGUGUGCGUCAUCUCGCUGGAGGAGCUCCAUGUGACCCCCGAAACCGUUCCCUACCAGCAGUGCCGCGAAGUUCGCACUGUCGCCUCGCAGGCCUCCAACAUGGACAAGAUAACGAUUGCGGCCAGUGCGGCCAUUUGUGGCACCAUCAUUGUGGCCGUGAUUGUCUUUAUCGCUGCCAGCAGACGCUCCCGCAAACUGCAGAGCAGCCAGCAGAAGAGUCCGCUGCCAAUUGGAGGUCUGCCCGUUAAUUGCUGCGGUCCGACCGGUUCACCUGGACCACUUGGCUCCAUUGCAACGCUAUCGGCAUUUAACAAUCACAAGGAAUGGGACCAAGUGUCGGCCUACAGUGGUCGCUCGAUACCGCGGCCGCGCAUCUAUCCCGUGGAGCAGCCGGAUGACAUGAGGAGCCACUUCUCCGGCAUGCCCGGCAAGGUGGGCAAAUCGAGAUCCCUGGCGGACGGACAGUCGCAGCACAGCUUCUCGAACAACUCGCACCGCGGCUACUUGGGCAGCGCCUUCCCCUCGAACCUGGUCAACUCCCGCCCAGAAUUGCGGCAAUCCCGCCAAUCCCUGGCCGCCGCCUCGGAGCGCAUGUCGCGUGCCUCCUAUGCGGGCUCCAUUCACGGCGGCAACGGAGGAGGCGGUGGCCUGGGCGGCAACGGAGGAGGUGGCGGUGGCAACGGACUGCCCGUGAGCAGCCUGAUGGCCAUGAGCGGCAUGGUGGGCGGCGGCGGACCGGCCAGCAUCGCCUCCAGUGCCCGGAGAUCGCGACCGCGCUCCAGAUCCCGCGAGCAGCUGAACACCACCCACAUACACAACCAUCGACCGGGAAGUCGAUACUCGCAGGCGGGAUCGACGCACACGCUGAACAACUACUGCGAUACAUCGGACAACUGGACGGAUCACGACAUGGACAUCUAUAUGGCCCGCAAUCCGACGACGCGCAACGGUUUAGUGCCAUUAUGAGGGCGACUCACGUUGUCCUG